AAGUUCAACGUUUCCUCUUCCAGAGACGUUUACGGUAUUGCAUUUGAGGGGCAUUUAAUUUGAGGAAAGAAGAAAAUGGAAAAGGGCGGAUCUAGUGGAGUGGAGAACACAGCGUUUAGUAGUGAGGAUGAGGUCCAAGUUUCUGUAGUGUACAAAGAUGAAAAGCUUCCUUCAAAAGAAGAUACAAGUGAGGCGCCUGACACACGGCUAGGAUGGGGGACAUGGAAACCAAAAUCUCUGCAGUUCCUCAACAAGAUGUAUCUCUUUGUUCCGUGGGUCUUCAGCCUAUGGUUAAUACAAGGGUUCACAGUGAAUGGUGUCGCCAAUGCCGCUCUACCCGCCAUUGAGAAACAGUUUACGAUUUCCUCCACAAAGUCCUCGGUGGUGGCCAGUGCUCAGGAUUUCGGUUCUUUGGCUGUGGGUUUGUUCGUCAGUUUCAUUGGAUCCAGGCUCCACAAACCCCGUGUUAUGGCCAUUGGCUCCUCUAUUAUGGCAAUUGGAUCUUUUAUCUUCAUAAUUCCACAUCUGAUUGAAGAGUAUAAAUACAGUGAUGUGUCGACUGCAUCGAAUGCAACAAGUGUCUGUAAUGGAACAAUGAGCACAUCUAAAGACCACGAUAAAUUGUGUGAGUCCGACUCCCCGGGAGACAGGUUUCUCUCAGCUAUAGUCAUCGCACAGGUGAUACACGGCAUCGGGUUCACCCCUAUGUAUUCCUUAGGAAUAGUCUAUAUAGAGGAGAACGAAGAUCCGUCUCUAGCAGCGGUUUAUAUAGGACUGAAUUUUGCUGGUGCUGCUAUUGGUGUGGCUGCUGGCUUUUUUGUUGGGGGACAGGUUCUACAGAAUUAUUAUGUGGACUUUGAUCGAGUAAGUGUAGAUUUUGACGCCCGAGAUCCUCGCUGGGUUGGCGCUUGGUGGUUUCCCUUUGUUUUCACUUCGUUCAUUUUUGUUUUACUGGCUAUUCCUGUUUCCCUUUAUCCAAAGGUAAUGGCAGAAAGUAGAACUUACAGAUCACGAGUGAAACAGAAAGAUCCAGACGACGAAAUGACACUUUGUCAAUUGGCGGAAAAAUUGUUUAAGCUUUUCUUCAAAACCUUUUUAAAAUUACUCAGGAACCCUGUCUUCAUGUUACUAAAUGUAGCCGGAAGUGUCCAGACGCUGAUAAUAGCAGGAGUUGGAGCAUUUUCCUUCAAAUUCCUAGCAGAGCAGUACAAUUUAGAUUUUGACACCUCUGGAUAUCUUAUAGGUGUUUUGAUAUUAGUGGGGUCGUUUGGAAUGUUCCUUGGUGGUCUUCUGGUGCGGAUUUUCAGGCUAGAAACAUUAGGAAUGAUCAGACUUUCCACAGUGUCUACAUUGUUGGCCUCUGUUCUCGGGAUCGCUUUCCUGGCCGGAUGUCCAGAAGUUCCACUAGCCGGAUUAAAAGUGGCUUAUCCAGAGCGGAAUACAAUAGAUGGUUAUUGGGAUGCUUGUCACGCUUCCUGUAACUGUGAACACCAGGGAUUCUCCACGGUCUGUGGGGUGGAUCAAAACGUGUACUUUUCCCCUUGCCAUGCUGGUUGUAUGGAUAGUAUUGGAGUGGGUCCUACGGCCACAUAUGCCAACUGUAGCUGUGUAUCAGGCACGGCGACAGCCAGACCUGGACGAUGUGAGGACAAUUGUACCCAGCUUACAAUUCUAGCCCCUUGUAUGUUUAUAGCAUUGCUUGCGGUUCUGACCGCUGCAACGCCUACAUCAAUGGCAACAAUGAGAUGUGUAGAUGAACAAGAUAAGCCAUUCGCUCUUGGUAUACAGAGGAUAUUUUUACAAUUGUUAGGUAUGAUCCCGGGUCCAGUGUUAGUUGGCUGGGUCCUGGACCAGUCUUGUUUGUUGUGGUCCAGUAGUUCGUGCGGGUCCACAGGUUCCUGUUUGCUUUACAGUCACGACAAGAUGGCGCUAGGGGUCAUGCUGUGGUGGGUGAUCGUGUCCUUUGCAUCUUCAGUCCUUUUCUUCUCGGCUUCUGUCAUAGUCGCUUGUCGAAAAUCGUCCAAGUUUGAUGAGAUAAAUUCAGAAGAAAAGGAAAGAGAGAUAGUGAUCACACCAUUUUAACUUGACACAAACUUUACUGAGAGAUAAAACGAAUUUUUUUCUUAUUAAAAUUUGUACGGAAUUAUCCUCAGAGUUAUAGUGGGAUUAAGGAGUGUAAAAAUAAUCAUUCUUGAUAUAAAAAAAUUUAAUCUUUCAUAAAAAGAAGUGAUUUGUGUGAAUUGCGGUGAUUUGUUGUUUGAAAUGUUUACUUCUUCGAGAAAUCUUUUUUUUUCCUUUAAAUUAUAUUUUUGGUUGAUUUGUAAAUAAGAAUUUUAAUCAGCUCAAUAUGUGGUUUUGCUAAUUGAUAUACUGUUGUUCAGUUUCCUAAGUUUAUAGUUUGGGGGGGGGGGGGGGGGAAUAAUUUAGUGCUUAAGAUGUGAAAAAGUAUUCUAAAUUCAUUUUUUGUGUUUAUCUUAUCUAUAAUGUUUGUUCAAAAAUAGCCACACUAGUUUUUUUCUGUAUGAAUAUG
Messenger RNA from Saccostrea echinata, 2530 nucleotides. RefSeq names its product solute carrier organic anion transporter family member 4A1-like. Gene Ontology annotation, molecular function: protein binding. The transcript is spliced from 14 exons. Gene Ontology annotation, biological process: transmembrane transport; sodium-independent organic anion transport. Gene Ontology annotation, cellular component: membrane. The coding region runs from base 76 to 2082 and encodes 668 amino acids. NCBI's taxonomy places the organism in Eukaryota, Metazoa, Mollusca, Bivalvia, Ostreida, Ostreidae. The record is from RefSeq and is a predicted model, not a curated record.